AUGUGUGACAGCAAAGGCAAUGCGAUUCCUCUGUCAUUCGACCACAAGCCCCAGCAACAGCGUGAGAGGCAGAGGAUUAAUAAAGCUGGAGGACUCGUGACCUUCAACGGUGUCUGGAGGGUCGCGGGGAUCUUGGCUACCUCCAGGGCCCUUGGGGAUUACCCGCUGAAGGACAAGAAGUAUGUCAUAGCCGAUCCGGAUAUUCUGACCUUCGAUCUAGAUGACCACGAUCCUAUGUUCUUGAUACUGGCUUCAGAUGGGCUCUGGGACACUUUUAAAACAUGUUAA
Molecule: messenger RNA, 288 nt
Organism: Cotesia congregata
Lineage: Eukaryota; Metazoa; Arthropoda; Insecta; Hymenoptera; Braconidae
Source: the annotation of a GenBank genome assembly